AUGUCUCCACGUAUAUAUACCCCGUCGUAUUUGCCAUUCGCCGAGGACCCAGAGCGAUACAAGGAGAAUGGUCUUCAUCCAGCCUUCGCAACUACCUGGCUUGACAGGGACACUUUGGCGCAUAGAUAUGUGUCUCUAAAGAUCUUGUCUGCCGACACAUCGCUCGACUGCAAGGGACUGUGUAUCCUUCGCGAUAUCACCAAUUCCAAAGUAGCCCAUGAAGGAAGACUAUUUGUCAUUCGGCUUCUCGAUGACUUCGUCAUUCAGGGUCCUAACAGCAAGCAUCUGUGCCUUGUGAUGGUAUUAGCAGGAGAUCGAUUGGCAAGAAAGUCCGGAUUGCCUUUCGACUCGUUAGAAUGGUCUCGUAUUAUUGGUCUUCAGCUUGUGAAAGCCUUGCAAUAUCUUCACAAUUUAUCCAUCACGCAUGGAGAUUGUUACACAUCUAAUAUUCUCCUUCAGCUCCUGGCUUUCGAUAAAUGGUCAGAGGAGGAUGUCUUGGCGUGUUUAGGACAACCUGUCAAACAUCAAGUACGUCGCUCGGAUGGGAAGCUGAUAGGCGACAGCGCCCCUCAGUAUACUGUUAGCCCUGGAGAUGUCUCUGCACUCGGAGAACGUCCGUCAACAGGCCGUAUCCUCCUUAUCGACUUCGGGGAGGCAUUCUACCAUCACGAUCCCUCUAUGCAUGUUUACACACCGGCUCCUUUGGCGGCUCCAGAAAUCCUCUUUCACGGUGAGAUCACAUCUGCCGUCGAUAAAUGGGCAUUUGGUUGUCUAGUAUACGAGCUUUGCGCUGGUCACACCCUUAUCAAGCUUCUUUUUGGGUGGAAUAAUGAUGCGCAAAAGGACCUAGUGGCUAUGCUAGGCAAGCCUCCUGAGCUCAUGUGGCAUGAAUGGAAGGCAAGGCAAGAAUAUUUCCACCCUGAUGGGACACCUAAGAAUGCACAAGAGAGGCGUUUGAAGGUGAGGUCGCUUUCAUUAGAGCAACAGGUGCGGAACUUGACGAAGCCGUUGAGCGAUCCAGGUUAUGAGACAGGUGUGGCAGAACCACUUCCAACGAAUUUCCAAAAACUAGAUGAUCUUCUUGCAAGUUUAAUCGUCUACGAUACUAGUGGCCACCUUUCAUUUGAAGAAAUCUAG
This is a messenger RNA of Thyridium curvatum, 1137 nucleotides long. RefSeq lists its product as uncharacterized. Bases 1 to 1137 code for a protein of 378 amino acids. Gene Ontology annotation, biological process: protein phosphorylation; regulation of mRNA processing; spliceosomal complex assembly. Lineage: Eukaryota; Fungi; Ascomycota; Sordariomycetes; Thyridiales; Thyridiaceae. The transcript is spliced from 3 exons. The record is from RefSeq and is a predicted model, not a curated record. Gene Ontology annotation, molecular function: ATP binding; protein kinase activity.